CGCGGCGGCGGCAGCAUUAUUAGCAUGAUGUAUGGAAAUCGCGAGGGCACGCGCGGGCUGGCUCGAUGGCGUGCUUUGGCAUUUUAUCGGCCGAAAAGUCACAACAACGGAGGCGCCCUCCACAUGAUCACGAAUGCUGCAGCUUGGGGAGCAGAACACCGACCGCCGGUUGUCCUUACUAGAGAGCUGUACGCUCGCACCAGAACCACAAUCAAAACAGCCAAACACCACGUCGUUUCCCAGGAGUAACAGAGUGCUCCAUCCCAAAGCAAGGUUGAGCAUCCCAGUAUGGCCACCAACAUGCGUGCGAUCCACAUCAAGGGGGACAAGGGCCCAGCGAGCGCCCUCUAUAUCGGAGAAGCGCCCGCUCCAGCCCUCCAAAAAGGUCAGGGAGCGAAGGAAGAUGAGGACAAGGUGAUUGUGAGGAUCAAGUACGCUGGCAUCAACCGAAUGGACACUUUGCAGAGGGAAGGCAAAUAUCCGAUUCCCCCAGGAGCGUCGCCCAUCCUAGGCGUCGAGUUCUCAGGCGUAGUGGAGGAUCUCGUACCCUCCGCAUCAUCUAACGACCCAACGACUUCCAACGGCCUCAAAGUAGGUGACGAAGUGUUUGGCUUGAACACGGGUGGAUGUUAUGCAGAGCUUGUCAAGCUUCCUGCUAGGAUGGUCCUCAAGAAACCCAAAGAAAUCUCGUGGGAGGAAGCUGCGGCUAUACCAGAGGUCUGGCUUACCGCUUUCCAAGCACAGCGGUGGAUAGCCAAUCUCCAGCCAGGUGAAGAUAUUCUGAUCCAUGCUGGAGCUUCCUCUGUGGGCCUCGCAGCGAUCCAGCUCGCCAAAUCCUUUGGAGCUCGGCACAUUUACGUCACUGCUGGAAGUCAGGAGAAGAUCGAGUCCUGUAAGAGUCUCGGAGCCACAGAGGGUAUCAACUACAAGACAAGUGUUUGGGAAGAAGAGCUGAAGAAGCUUACGUCUUCGCGCGGCGUCAAUGUGAUCAUGGACUUCCUGGGCGGGCCAUACUUUGGGCCCAACAUAAGAUCACUAGCGCUCGAUGGCCGGCUUGUUCUUCAAGGUCUGAUGGGCGGCUCACCAGUGUGUGAAGUGGAUUUGACGCAAGUGCUAGUCAAGAGGCUUCAUAUCGAGGGCUCCACCCUGCGAAGCCGCAGUCUGGAGUAUCAGAGCAGCUUGAUGCAAGAUCUGCUUAAGUCCGGAGUGCUUGAGAAGAUUGUAAAGGGGUGCGAUAAGCCGGGCAAAAGUGCAUCGGACGAGCAUCACCGCAUCGCCAUUCACAAAGUGUUCGAUUGGGCGCAAGCAAAGGAAGCGCACGAGGAGAUGGAGGCAAACAAAAACACGGGCAAGAUCUUACUCAAAAUUUCCUAGGCAUCUCGCAGAGAUGAGGAGAUGAGCAAUGCAAAUUGAAUUGUGACAUCGGG
Molecule: messenger RNA, 1427 nt
Organism: Ceraceosorus guamensis
Lineage: Eukaryota; Fungi; Basidiomycota; Exobasidiomycetes; Ceraceosorales; Ceraceosoraceae
Product: quinone oxidoreductase putative
Exons: 5
Coding region: 289-1374 (361 amino acids)
Molecular function (GO): oxidoreductase activity
Source: RefSeq, a predicted model, not a curated record